AUGGAAACUGCUAGUCUUCAGAAUUUCCGGGACUUAGACUGCUUGUAUUUAAGUCUUUUGGCGGAAGUUAAGAGCGGCGGUCCGAUAUGGGAAGAUAUCAUUGGAAAAGGUGGAAAAUUAUUCACGGCAUUAAGAGCGACUGUUCAUGCAACAAAUGCUUUCCUAGACGCCAUCCAGAGGCUCGCUGAUUUAGCUUCGAAAACCUCCGGUGGUAGUAAGGAGAUUGGUGCACAUUUCACGCGUUUAUGCAUGCGUCAGAAACGCCUCGGAACAAAAGUCAAGACUAUGGGCAGUCAGUUGAUUACAUGCAUGGUCAACCCACUGGCCGGUCGCAUGGAUGAGUGGAAGAAGACGCUUGCUCAGAUCGAGAAGGAGCACAAUCGCGAGGCUAAACGCACUCGGGGAGAGUUGAAACGAGCAGUGUCGGAAGCAAAUCGGCUGAAACGCAAGCUGGCCAAACAGGGGAAUGGGAACACGCCGCACAGCCGUCAAAGCAGCGGAGGCAGCACUAUCGGUCAGGGUGUAGGUCUGGGGGAGGCUCCCACCUCCGGUCGGGUGCUCUCCUCCACAGUUACAAGUGGGAUCGGUACAAGCUCCCUUGCCGUCCGCACUGAAUCCGCCACAAAGGUUCUGGAGGAGAAGAUUCGUCAAAUGGAGGACCUAGAAAGGGCUACUAUCAGACGGUUGAUGCUUGAGGAACGCGGGCGUUACUGCUUCUUCUUCAACUGUCUCCGACCUGUGCUGGAGACGGAAACCAGCCUCCUUGGUGAGAUUUCUACACUGCACGAGCUCUUCACCGCCUUAUCCACUGCGACGGAGGACCCGAGCUGCCUGCUAGAGGAGGCGGAGACGGUGUUGGCGCACGCUGGGGCGGUGGGUAAGGCGGGGGUGCCGGUGUCACCGAGCCGACCCCUUCACCCCUCCGGCACUAACGAGGUAGAAGCCUUUGCCUCCGCCGUUGAAGCGAUCAUGUCCAGUCGGCAGCGCCAACAACAGCAAGCUCAAGUUGAAGAGGCCACUCCAAGUCUUGCCUCCGAGAGCCUCGGUUCCACCUCCUCUGGGUGGAGCAGCAGUGGUGGCGGGAGAGUCGGUAUCAAGCCGAUUGGCUUAAGUGCCAGUCCCAAUUCCAGCCAGGUCUCUGUCCACAGCACUAGCAGCAGCGUGUUCGGUCCGCAAAACCAGAUCACGGCUAUUCUUAGGCAGUCCCGCCCUCAGGUCAGCCGCGACACCGGUUGUCGACCAACGAUUAAUGGGUCACCUCAACGCAUCGUCACAUCCUGCGAUGCCGAGGAGGUGAUUCUCCGCCGCCCAACCACCAAUGGAGCCUGCACAGCGUCCACACCCGCUCGCCAACGUCCACAGACCACAACUUCAAGUGCAAAGGACGCUCCCAGCUUCUACACUUCCUCCGCUGUCACGCCAGCCGAGCCGAGUUCAAAUCAUCGACACUCGACUUGUACUUUGCAACAACUUAACGAUGCGCUCUUGUCAGCCGGUGAGGAGGCAAAUGAGAUGAAAGUCAGCGACAAAACUAUGGUGAAUGAGAAUGAGGAGGUAGAUGAAGAGGAAGAAACAGCGUCGGGCACGCUGGAUGAUGAGACCUCGGAUGAUGGCGUACUCUCCGAUGAGCGCAGACUCUCAAAUGGUGGUGGCGGAAACGCUCUCAGUGGCAGUGACGAACUGGGUCGACCGGCUCUCUCCAGUGUUCUCACUCGCGAGCAUCGAUCCCUCUCACGCGGCGGUGAUCCACAGACAAUGCUCUAUCCGGAUCAGUCACUCCCUCCGCCCGUGUACACCAACUUGAAUAAGCUGACAUAUGCUGCCCAUCGCAAAUUCUACAUGUCCUCGACUAUGCCGUCGAACGCUCCCGACGUUGAUGCAGACGCGAUGGCAUGGCAACCCAUAGAUGAAGGGGACAAUCUCUCCAUUGCAUCCGCACCGCACGUUCAGCCCGAUCAGAAGGUGACGAACGGGAGCGUCUACUCGGUGCCGGGUUCGCCCCACCGACCCUCCCUCUCCACCUCUUCCUCCAACUCCCGACCCCGUGGCAGUUCCACGGGUGUGGAGGACCCUUUCUCCGUCGAGAUGGACGAACUCGAUCGCAUGGUCACUGCGACACACGCCGAGGACUCGGUGUUCUGUCAGCCCUCUUUCUAUCAUAACCAGUCCUUUAUCGACUUUACGGAGGCGGAGAUGGGGAAGGUGGAGAGGGACUUUAUUUUGCCCCCUCCACCUGCCCCACCCAAGCCGAGACUUCGCGUGGGCUCCGAAGCACCCAUCAGGAGCCUCAUCAAAAACACGCGCUCCGCUACCUCCCUCGCUGGAAGCGCUACGAGUUCAGUGACCUCGCGCUCCGGUAGAAGCGGCACCGAGCCUCCCUCUCAGCUUCAUUCUCGCCCCCAAGCGUCCCUCAAUCACUCCACAGGCAUCCCGGUAGGUUUGCUGCGGACCUCCAUAUCUCCCGGCGGGAGCCAUAGCGCUGCCUUGCGUCGCAGCCGCUCUCGCAGCUCCAGUUUCUGUGCUUCCCUUGCGCAUACAUCCGGAUUCAGUGAUCUUGAAACUGGUGCGACACCAAUAGAUCCCCUUGCCACCCAAUACCUGACAGCCCUCGAAAAAUCCGCUAGCUGGGCACUUCAGCCCGCGUCCACGCGCCAUAACACCGAUUUGGUGGCCGAUGUGGAGAGUCAGGCUGUACAAAUUUCCCCCACUGCAGCCUCUUUGCUUACCCAAUUGUCCGGACAGUUACAGCAACUGACCUCUUCCAGUACAGUAGCAUUGCUGAAGCAUCCAUCGGACACAGACGGCCACACUCGAAAAGAGUCCGGAGAAUUCGAUCUGCCUGCUCCUCCUUCCCCCGAUCUGCUAGAUGUUCGUUAG
Echinococcus granulosus is the source of this 2877-nucleotide messenger RNA. Its product is annotated as Metastasis suppressor protein. The transcript has 11 exons. Bases 1 to 2877 code for a protein of 958 amino acids. Lineage: Eukaryota; Metazoa; Platyhelminthes; Cestoda; Cyclophyllidea; Taeniidae. Gene Ontology annotation, biological process: plasma membrane organization; cell projection assembly. Gene Ontology annotation, molecular function: actin binding; phospholipid binding. The record is from RefSeq and is a predicted model, not a curated record. Gene Ontology annotation, cellular component: cytoplasmic side of plasma membrane; actin cytoskeleton.